AUGGCGUCUUUUCACACCCCUAAGAGAGGGAAGGAUUUAUGCCAAUUGAUCGACAAGCUUAACGAACAAUUUGGCUUAGACAUCCCUAACCCACAGUUUUACUCACCAUCUCUCGAGCCUAAUACAAAAUCGCUCAGAUGGCGCGUGUAUAUAGGCAUCAAAAGGCUUCAUUACGACCGGAAUGUCAACUUGAAUGAGACCCUCAACAACUUCGAGGAGUGGGUGGCAUCUCGACCAGUGCGGGCCAAUGGUGACUUUCCUUCGAAUACUCGCUCCAAAAGGAAUCCGUUUACCAAUAAAUGUUAUGCCAGUAUAUCUGAGGCAGAGCGAGACGAGCGACUUAAUGGGAUCACUGGUAAAGCCACAAGGCAAUCAUGCCCAUCGAAAGGGCUGAAGAGAAGGAUAUCCGAAGAGGAGGACGAAUUCUGCACUGCCCCAAAUUCUCCGGUAAAAGAUCCUGAGUCCGGGCCUACUGUGGUGGACCCGCUUAAUUUGGUCAACGAUGAAGAGGGGUGCGGUUUUGAUCCAGGCCCAGCUCAGGUUUUCAAAAGCCCCAAAGUAGAUGAUGCACGGGGACCAUCGGCAUUUGUCCAAAGAUUAACGGCACCUGACCAGUUUCGACGAUACGAUGCAGUGUCACCUGCACAGGACGACCCAAACGUUAGUUUCGCAACUACCGAACUGACCUCUAUUUUUGAUUCUCGCGAUGACAGACUGAAUACUUCGUUCAUAUCGACCAUCACAGAUGCUACUGAGCUCAUGUGUGACUCGGACUACGAAGAUUCGGUGGUGAAUCAUAUGCUCAGCCAAGAGCUGAAACUAGCACUUGAAAGGUCGCAAUCCAUAGGUGAGAGUAUUGUUGAUGAGCCUCCCGAAUCUGUUGAGCAGCGACUGAUAGAUGACCUCCUUCACUACGGACCAUUUGCACAAGCCUAUUCCUUUCCGAGCUCAGUACCCUUACGAUACCGGUACGAGUUAGAGAGGAUAGGCAGAGCUUGGAAUAUCCCCUCUGACCGCAUGCUGGCUGGUAACAGCAUACCCUUCCAAACACGCGAUGGCUUUUGGGAAUGGAUCAAGGGCCACAACCAACGCAAUGGAAAGCCACUCCCAGAAAAGCCAACCAACAAAGCUUGGGACUCCGCUAUUGGCAACUUCAAGACAGAUAAGCAUUCAGAAGUUGUUGUCCUUACGGGUGAUCUAGAAUGGUGCAGCGAACAUGAACCAGGCAUUUUCAAAAUGAACUUAAAUCCACUGAAAACCGAAAGAACAUGUCGAUUCCAUCGCCGUUUUGGAUCCGACAGAUUCCUUAGCUUGACAAUGCCUGCACCCUCGCGCCCCCCGCGCCAUUUCCCAUUACCAUCUGACCCUUCUCUUCUGCGAGAAAGUAUUGCCCUAUGGCUGACACAGAAUGUCCACCGGUGUCUAGGGAGGACAUGGAAGCCUUUCUUUGUGGAAGAGGUCAAGUCGAAACGAAAAGUAAAGGCAGAGCCGAAGUUCAGGGUGGACUUCUUUGCGAUUGAUGGCGUGGACUUUGAUAAGAGCCCGCACGUACCUCCCAUACCUCCCGCGAAACAAAACAGUGAAAACCACACCCCCAUGAGCUUGGACUCCCUGCUCGACUGGCAUAUGUCGCGGGACGAGAAUAUAAAGCAGAAAAACUGCAAACUAUUCCAACGUAUCUCAUUGGGGCUUUCGAAGACCUUCGCCACUGUUGUCUUGAAGCCAUCGCAGGUCCUUCAUCUAGCAGACCCCCCUAACUCACCGGUAAUGAAUGAUGGUUGUGCCUUGAUGUCUAGGGGUCUAGCCAGCCAGAUCUGCGACUCAUUAGGCAUAACCGGGAUCACCCCUAGUGCAUUUCAGGGCAGAAUUGCCGGGGCCAAGGGUCUGUGGAUGGUAGAUAAGCACGAUUCUGAUGUCUCCACAGGGAGGAGUAACGUGUGGAUUCAGAUAUCUGACUCGCAAUUAAAAAUCGAGCCACACCCUCAGGGUUGGAAAGAGAUUGUAGAUGAAGAAAAGCUCACAUUCGAAGUUGUAAAAUGGUCCAAGCCCUUACAUACGGUGGACCUGAACACCCAACUUCUGGCUAUUUUGGAGCACGGAGGGCAUAUUAAAGAAUACGUCGCCGAUCUCACACGAGCUGGAAUUAGGGCGGUAUAUGAAGACUUUGCUACUGUCGUCCAAUCGGACAGUCCCGUUCUCUGUCGCAGUCUAAUACAAAAGAUAAAGCCACCAGCAGAAAGCAGUAACGUUGCAAUGCUUCACAAGGUCAGACGCUUGGAGGAUUGGAUGGCUGACGAUGUGGAGGCUGUCAUUCGACUGACAGAGGCAGGCUUUGCACCUCGGACUUUCCACCCUCUUCGGAAGCGUUUGAGGAAAUGUCUCAUAGGUCUGCUGGAUCAAUAUGUAGAACAACUGCAUAUUGAGGUACCUCUUUCCACCUAUGCAUUUUGCAUCGCAGACCCAUAUGGGGUCCUGAAAGAGGACGAAGUUCACUUUGGCUUCUCCAAUAACUGGCGUGAUCCCGAAGGUCAAUUCGAAGACAAUCUACUCGACGGUAUGGACGUUCUUGUAGCUCGACUCCCCGCACAUCUCCCGUCUGACAUCCAGCGACGAAGGGCUGUGUGGAAGCCAGAGCUCCGACAUUUCAAGGAUGUUAUUGUUUUCCCUACGGUUGGGACAACACCACUGGCACACAUGUUGUCUGGUGGUGAUUACGAUGGCGAUACACCGUGGGUUUGCUGGGACCAAAAUAUCGUCCAGAAGUUUCGUAAUUCCGACCUACUCAUCAUGGAUUACUCUGCGGAGUACUUUAAUCUUGAGACACAUAAUGUGCCAAUGAAAGAUAUUGACUCAUGGGAUGAGUUUCUUCAAAGCACCUUUACAUUCAACCUUACCAUGUCUAAUCUGGGAAGGUGUACUGUCGAGCACGAGAAGAUAUCCUACGACGAAUCAAUCGACUCACCGAAUGCCAAAGAGCUUGCCUGUCUCCUCGGUCACCUCGUGGAUGGUCGUAAGGGAGGGGUCCGCUUAUCAGAACACGCGUGGCGAGCAUACCGCAAAAGGGUUAGCCCUAGAGCACGAGAUUUGCCUGCAUACAAAAACCCCAGUCGAAGGCCCAAGCCCACCAACAUAAUAGACUAUCUGAAGUUCGAAGUUGCUCGGAAAGAAAAGGACAUUGUUUUGAGGCUACUGGAAGAGUUAUUAGCUAAAGCGGGGACCACGUACGAACACGAUAGAGACCUUACCAGGCCGUGGGACGAGGCACGGGAGCAGGCCGAGAAAGACCGACGUGAAGGUGGACAACUUCAUGUGAUUUUGGGAAAUGUCACCCAGGAAAUCGAUGAUCUCUUUGACAGAUGGAUCCACUCGGUCACCGGCGAACACUCCUUCUCGGCUGUCUCGUUGGAGAUCGCUGACCAUGCUAGAGCCAUUUCACCACCCGAGGGUGAUCACCCCAUGAUCCUUGUCUGGCGACAUAGUAAGGAUGCGUGGCUCCAUUUGCUCGCUUCGUACUCGUACAAGAAGCGUCCCGAAUCGAGCUUUGCCUUCCAUGCCUUUGGAGAGAUACUCUGCCAAUUAAAAGCCAGUAGUGUACCAUCACGAUCAGUGAUCAAUGAAAUCCUAGCUUGUUACCGGAUGAAUCAGAAGGUGGUCGCAAGGUUGACAGCCGGGGACACGGUUGAAGGCGAGGACAGCGAUGGUGGCGAUGAAUACGAAGGCGCAGAUGCUAUAACGAUGCUUCAGGCAACACAACUUUCUGGAGGAUACUAUGACUGGGAUGAUGGUCUGUCCGUGGAGUGA
This is a messenger RNA of Aspergillus bombycis, 3801 nucleotides long. Its product is annotated as RNA dependent RNA polymerase. Lineage: Eukaryota; Fungi; Ascomycota; Eurotiomycetes; Eurotiales; Aspergillaceae. The transcript has 2 exons. Gene Ontology annotation, cellular component: nuclear RNA-directed RNA polymerase complex. Gene Ontology annotation, molecular function: RNA-directed RNA polymerase activity. The coding region runs from base 1 to 3801 and encodes 1266 amino acids. The record is from RefSeq and is a predicted model, not a curated record. Gene Ontology annotation, biological process: siRNA processing.